Molecule: messenger RNA, 1413 nt
Organism: Bemisia tabaci
Lineage: Eukaryota; Metazoa; Arthropoda; Insecta; Hemiptera; Aleyrodidae
Source: RefSeq, a predicted model, not a curated record
AAUAUGACGGAGGUGUUCAAAGUGACAGAGGAAGAUUGGAAUCCAGGUGGUUGCGCUGGCAUGCUGGAGGUGAAGCCGCAAGUAGUGAUCCAUGACCGGCUUAUGACCGACGCGGUCCUCGGCGCCUGCAACAUUCCCAUCAAAACAGAACACUCUUACUGCUCCUCACAACCCGAGAACAUACCCGACUCAGGACUCGAUAAAAUUGACGAUCUGGAAGACGAAUGCUACCGCGCCCUUCCACUCAACUGCGUGGCGAAAAGAAGACGGAGCAGCUCGCAAGAUGAGAGUCCGGACUCACCAAUCAUCGUUGUCAAAGAUGAGCCCAUGAGCGACCAAGAGCCGGACUCCCCCGUGUCCUCCUGUCCCUCCUCGCCGCAAUCCAUGCACGAUUACGAAGAAAAACCAAGCGCAAACAUUAUGAAGCAACCCGCAACAGCAUUGCUAUUGGCAACGAGAGCGAAUCUUUUGAACCAGCACGGUCACCGAGUGUCCAUCUCCGGUAUCAAAGUAGAAACUGGAUCAUCAGGGUUCUCUCUUCCGCCAACUCCACCAUCCUCGACGUCAAGUGACAGCGAAGGCAACGUCUCCCCGGACCAUCCAUCGUCUCCGGCCAGCGCCAGACCGAUCUAUCUCACCACGCACGGAACCCUUCACUCCACGCGGCAGCCCAUCCAGACACCUCUCAUCAGUUGUCAACCGAAAGGUUCCACUGGUCUGCUAAUCCUGACAGACGAGGAGAAAAGAACCUUGCUAGCAGAAGGCUACCCAAUUCCGACCAAACUACCUUUGACGAAAGCUGAAGAAAAAUCCCUAAAGAAAAUUAGGCGAAAAAUUAAAAACAAAAUAUCUGCCCAAGAAAGUCGGCGGAAGAAAAAGGAGUAUAUGGAUGCCUUAGAGAAGAAAGUAGAAAUCCUCUCAUCAGAAAACUCUGAAUACAAGAAAAGGAUAUUAAGUUUGGAAGACUCAAAUACAUCUCUCGUCAGUCAACUUAAGCAGCUGCAAGCCCUCAUUGCAAGGCAUAGCCCUCACUUAAUAUCGUCGAGCAUAACAAAUCAUACUCGCAAUUCAAAAUGAGGCGAAUAGAUCUGCAUUGCGUUCGUCUAUAUUUUUGUGAGGUGUAAAUUAUUCUGUUCAUUCUUCUGCAUUUUCAAAAGACACCGUCCUAGUCUUCUAAAGGAGCUAUCCUGUAUAUUAUUCAUAGUUCAGUUGCAAUAUGUACAUUGUUUGCUGUUGUGCGUCUGAUGUGAAAACUCAAGAAUUGUCUCUAUUUUGAAUUUAUUUUUAGAUAGUUUUAUACAUAAAUUAUUUAUUAUUUUUAUUUGAUCUUAAUCCUGGGUUGAGUUUCAAACUAUGUUGCAUUUUAAAUCAUUUGUACGAUAUUUUUCUGUUUUCCAUUAAAAUAUAAAAAAA